AUGGCGCUUCCUUUUAGCCUCGAGGCGAAGCUGGAGGAGUUUGUGAAUGAGUUGGUCAGUGAAUCGCCUCUCCGACCGGGAGCUGCCAAAGACAAGUUUCAUGAGAUGAUCAGAAUGGAGGACAUGGAGUCCACACCCAGCAUAACCACGGAAGUGAUCUCGCACGAGGGGCUCACACCCACGUGCAGCAGCUCGGCCACGUCAAUCUCGGAUUACGAGCGUUACGAGCUGCCCAUGAAGGUGUCCAUCACUGCACCAUGCCCGAAGGAGAUCCCCGCCCCAUCUUGGUCGACACCGGUGCACGUGCAAGCCGGACACAAGAGCUUUCCAGUUCGCACGGACGCAACCCGCGAGCUCAGCUCCAGGCUGCCUCCACCUUGGGUGGCUUCUGUGUCGUUCCCUUGCCUGAGUACCACACCGGGACCAGAAGUGGGUGCAGCUCCCUUCUCUCCCUUCCCCGCUCCCAUGCCAGUGCCUCCCUUCGGCGCCCCACCUGGGCUGGAGAGGCCCAUGCCACCCAGGCAGCCCAUGGAACCCAUGGCAGCCAUGGCAGCUUCCCAGCUCCCUCCCCGUCGCCCAGGCGCCAGGGCGAGGGGCGCGGGCGGCGCGGGAGGGAAGUUCCUGUGCCGCUUCGUCUUCACGGGCUUCGAUGUCACCAACCAUGCCGACUUCGAGCUGGUCCCUCGCCUCAUCGGACGCAAGGGCUGCAACCUCCGCCCGAUCUCCGAAGCAUGCCGAGGAAAGAUCCGAGUCAUCGGAGGCGAUGGAAGCCAGCGGGCAGGCUAUUUUGGCAUGGACAGCCCAGUGACACUGGAGCUUCAGUGCCACAGCCGGGCGGACUUGGACGAGGGAUUCCAGCAGCUGUCGGCUCUGCUGGAGGAGCUCCAGUGCCACUUCUAUCGCUAUUGCUGCAAGCGCGGUAUCAGCCCGGCACCUCGGCUGUACCACACUCUCCCCUGA
Molecule: messenger RNA, 960 nt
Organism: Symbiodinium natans
Lineage: Eukaryota; Dinophyceae; Suessiales; Symbiodiniaceae
Source: the annotation of a GenBank genome assembly